AGGAUGCGGCGCUGGCCCGGCCCGCGCGUCCGGAAGCUCUUUCUGCCGGUGCCCGGUCGCCGCGCCCUGCCGUGUCUCCUUGACCCGGAGCCGCUUCCCCUGAGCCGGCCGCUGACGGUGCCCGGUCCCUCCAUGGCUCCCAAGGGCGGCCCCGGCGGGCGGCAGCAGUCCGAGGAGGACCUGCUCCUGCAGGACUUCAGCCGCAACCUCUCGGCCAAGUCCUCCGCGCUCUUCUUCGGCAACGCCUUCAUCGUGUCCGCCAUCCCCAUUUGGCUUUAUUGGAGGAUAUGGCACAUGGAUCUCGUUCAGUCCGCAGUCCUGUACAGCGUGAUGACCCUCAUCAGUACCUAUCUGGUGGCUUUUGCGUAUAAGAACGUCAAGUUUGUCCUCAAACACAAGGUAGCCCAGAAAAGAGAGGAUGCAGUGUCCAAGGAGGUGACUCGCAAGCUGUCCGAGGCGGACAACAGGAAGAUGUCCCGUAAGGAGAAGGAUGAAAGAAUUCUGUGGAAGAAAAACGAAGUUGCAGACUAUGAAGCGACAACUUUUUCCAUCUUCUACAACAACACCCUGUUCCUGGUCCUGGUCAUCAUCGCUUCCUUUUUUGUGCUGAAGAACUUCAACCCCACCGUAAACUAUAUUCUUUCUAUAAGUGCUUCAUCAGGACUGAUUGCUCUGCUCUCCACAGGAUCCAAGUAGACAAAAACCCCACAGAAAUUUAUUUCUGUGAGAGACUUCAACUGCCAUAGAAACAUUUAAGGGCAGAAUAGGAAUUUUUUUUUUGUAUUAUGAGUGUAAGGGGGGGAGGGUUUAAAUCCAAACUGAUGGAAUUAUAUUUACUUUUGGUAUCUUUACAUGGUAUUAUUCAAUAUCCGAGUUAAUGAAUUUUUUUUUUUACUUAGCAAGGGAAGGAAAUGGGAGGGUGUGAGCUGUGACCAGACCUCACCUUUGUGAAGCACCACAGAGGGGUGAUGGUUCUGCAGCCCAGGGGCAGCUCCACAGUGGGACUGCCCAGCUGUACCCACAGCCCAGGCCAGAAGGCCCCUGGGUGUCUGGUGAGCAGCCUCAGAGCCAAACUCCCUGAUCAAAAAAGUGACAAUCCACCAUUUAUCAAUGUAACUGGAGAAGUUGUAAUAAAAAGGAGCUUUUUUUGCCAUUUAA
Molecule: messenger RNA, 1158 nt
Organism: Manacus vitellinus (golden-collared manakin)
Lineage: Eukaryota; Metazoa; Chordata; Aves; Passeriformes; Pipridae
Gene: SSR3
Product: signal sequence receptor subunit 3
Exons: 5
Coding region: 4-696 (230 amino acids)
Biological process (GO): SRP-dependent cotranslational protein targeting to membrane
Cellular component (GO): membrane; endoplasmic reticulum
Source: RefSeq, a predicted model, not a curated record